UCUAUGUGUAUAUAUCUCGUGUUCAGUACAUGUAUACUUAACUUAAGAUUAGUUCCUUGAAAUCAAAUGGAAAAUAAAACAUAAACUUUGGAUAUGGAGUCACUCAGAAUUUACAUCAGUGGGGCCCACAGUACGGGUAAAACCACCGUAAUCCACGACCUCCUCCCCUAUCUACCGGGGGUCAGGGUGGAGGUAGAGACGGCCAGGCGGAUCAUAAAUAGUCACGGGUGGAGGCGAGACGAUUUUCAUCCCGACCGAUCCCCAGAGUUAUUUGAGCAGUUGAAUCGAGAAAUACUUUUAGCAAAUAUCGAACUUGAAAAGGAGAAUUUUGUUGCACAUAGAGGUUUUCUGUGUGACCGUUGUCUGGAUCCCAUGGCGUACAUGGAGAUGUACCUCGGUCCGGAGGCGCUGGAGAGGGCGGUCCACACGGAGGGACUGAGUGACAUGAUAGCAAGGUUGCAGACGUCUGUGAUAUUCUUGAUAGAGCCCCAGCCCGAGUGUAUCUCUGACGACAGUGUGCGAGUGGUCUCCACGCUUGACGAACUGCGGACGUACUCCACGCACCUGAAGCGUCUGUACGCGCGCUUCAACAUACCGUACGUCACAGUGCCAAUGCUCGACCGUCAAGAGCGCGUUUCGUUUAUUUUGCAAUAUUUGCGGGAAAAAUCGUCCAGUCUAGGAGAAAGUGUGUAAACUUUGUCUAGAGGGCAAAGGGUUCUACGAGAAGGAAACAUUACUUUUAUCAGAAAGCACUGCCAAAUUGUAGGGACUUCAUCACCUGCAUAACAAUGUAUCACAAUAAAUAAUUAUAUUAUACAUAUUAUAAUAUAUCAUACUAUUAUUCAUUGUAAUUU
This is a messenger RNA of Magallana angulata, 854 nucleotides long. RefSeq lists its product as uncharacterized. The transcript is spliced from 3 exons. The coding region runs from base 94 to 693 and encodes 199 amino acids. The record is from RefSeq and is a predicted model, not a curated record. Lineage: Eukaryota; Metazoa; Mollusca; Bivalvia; Ostreida; Ostreidae.